This is a messenger RNA of Actinia tenebrosa (Australian red waratah sea anemone), 960 nucleotides long. Its product is annotated as melanopsin-B-like. Lineage: Eukaryota; Metazoa; Cnidaria; Anthozoa; Actiniaria; Actiniidae. Gene Ontology annotation, molecular function: G protein-coupled receptor activity. Gene Ontology annotation, biological process: G protein-coupled receptor signaling pathway. The record is from RefSeq and is a predicted model, not a curated record. Gene Ontology annotation, cellular component: plasma membrane.
AUGGUUUCUUUAGUAAUGCUUGUUGCCCUCGGUAUCAUUUCAAUCUUCGCCAUGAUGGUCAACCUUCUGGUUUGCUUUCUGGUCUACAAAAAUAAAUCCAUGAGAAACUACACCAACAGCUUUGUAGUAUCUUUAGCCGUUUCUGAUAUUCUUAUGAGCUUUGUCAUGUUUUGUCAAUAUCUCAUUGGUUUCAAGAAUCGUAUUAUCAUCAAUAUUGCAUAUGCAGUCGUCAUGUUCAGCGGUGUUUCUAAUCUAUGUGCCGUCACGUACGACCGUUACAUAGCCGUCACGCGGCCGUUGCGUUACAUGAACAUCAUGCACAGUCAUUGUCGAAAAUUGCUGUUCAGUGUUUGGACGACGUCUAUCGUCAUUUCUGUACUCCCCGUGACAUGGCAUGACAAAGAUAAAAAGCGUGACGGUCACAUGAUCUAUGUCAUGCUCGUUCAAAUCCUCUUCAUUAUUGUGCCAUUCACGUUCAUCAUCAUCAGUCACUGCUUCAUCUUCUAUCAUGCCAAGAAAUGCAGCGGGAAAUGCCGUCGCCUUAGCAACGCCAAUCAACGACGACCAAGUCUAUGGCGUUCCACCACUGAAAUCAAAGUGGCACGCGUCUUUGCUCUUGUGGCAUUUAUGUUUUUGUUAAGUUGGUUCCCAGUCAUUUACUACACGUCAGCUGCCAUAUUUGACCGAGGAAAAAUGGUACCUAGAAUACUACUCGAGAUAUCUCCAAUCACAUUGGCACUGGGAUGCAUCAUCAAUCCUAUCAUAUACUCACUCAUUAAGCCAGACUUUCGUAAGACUCUCAAGAAACUGUUGACCACCAAUGAACACUCAAGGAGGGGGACUGGAGAUAGUUCUGCUAGUGAUGCUACGUCAUCAUUUAGGAUAAUCCAGCGAAAUGGUUUCUCAUUUGUAAGAGGAAACUCUGUAAAAAAGAAGGAAAGCCUAGAAACUGGAUUAUGA